AUGAACAAGGUACCGUGCUCCCCUCGGCUCGCGCCCAUCUGGGGCCCCGUGGCCUGGAGCGUGGGGGGCGGGCCGGGCUGGGCGUGUCCCGGCGCGGGGAGGUUCGGUCGGGCUUUUGAGGGGCUGCCCGCACCCUGCGAGCUUCCAGGAAGGCAGUGCGCCCUAGGGGCCGCGAUGCCCUUUACGCGCCGAUCCUGCCUGGCCUCUACAUCGGCAACUUUAAAGCCAGCCAUUGGCUUCAGUACCUCCAUCUCUGAUGACGUGAACUCCUGGAGCCCUAAUUUGCUAUGGAAGGAGCUGAGCACUGGAGCUGACAGCUGCAAGCUGCUACUAGAACAUGCUAAAGAUAGCAUGGUUACAAAAUUAGUAAGCGGUGCCUUUUUGAGAGCGCCACAUGGCUCUGUGGUUCCUGGGUCCUGUGGUGUGGGAGUUCAUUACCAGCAGAAACCAUUUGGGGGGUUCUUUAAUGCCAGGGAUGCAGAGCAGCUGAGUAAGAAUAAGGUGACUCACAUCCUGUCAGUCCAUGACAGUGCCAAGCCCAUGCUGGAGGGUGUUAAAUAUCUGUGCAUCCCAGCAGCAGAUUCACCUUCUCAAAACCUGACAAGACAUUUUAAGGAAAGCAUUAAGUUCAUCCACGAAUGCCGGCUGAAGGGCGAGGGCUGCCUGGUGCACUGCCUGGCCGGUGUCUCGAGGAGUGUGACCCUGGUGACUGCAUACGUCAUGACCAUCACUGACUUAGGCUGGGAAGACGCCCUGCACAUGGUGCGUGCAGGUCGGUCCUGUGCCAACCCCAACCUUGGCUUCCAGAGACAGCUCCAGGAAUUCGAGAAGCAUGAACUUCACCAGUAUCGGCAGUGGCUGAAAGAGGAGUUUGGAGAGAGCCCUCUGCAGGAUGCUGAAGAAGCCAAAACCAUCCUGGCCACUCCUGGAAUUCUGAAAUAUUUGGACUUCCUCAGACGAGUGUAA
Molecule: messenger RNA, 966 nt
Organism: Elephantulus edwardii (Cape elephant shrew)
Lineage: Eukaryota; Metazoa; Chordata; Mammalia; Macroscelidea; Macroscelididae
Product: dual specificity protein phosphatase 22-like
Exons: 10
Coding region: 1-966 (321 amino acids)
Biological process (GO): transforming growth factor beta receptor signaling pathway; regulation of cell population proliferation; positive regulation of JNK cascade
Cellular component (GO): cytosol
Molecular function (GO): protein tyrosine/serine/threonine phosphatase activity
Source: RefSeq, a predicted model, not a curated record